Messenger RNA from Zygotorulaspora mrakii, 702 nucleotides. It is a transcript of the gene PRE5, whose product is annotated as proteasome core particle subunit alpha 6. Gene Ontology annotation, biological process: ubiquitin-dependent protein catabolic process. Bases 1 to 702 code for a protein of 233 amino acids. Gene Ontology annotation, cellular component: proteasome core complex; proteasome core complex, alpha-subunit complex; nucleus. NCBI's taxonomy places the organism in Eukaryota, Fungi, Ascomycota, Saccharomycetes, Saccharomycetales, Saccharomycetaceae. The record is from RefSeq and is a predicted model, not a curated record. The transcript has a single exon.
AUGUUCAGGAACAACUAUGAUGGGGAUACGGUUACGUUCUCACCUACUGGGAGACUGUUCCAAGUGGAAUAUGCUCUAGAAGCUAUCAAACAGGGAAGUGUAACGGUUGGUCUGAGGUCCAAGAAGUAUGCAGUGCUGGUAGCCCUGAAGAGAAAUGCAGACGAACUCUCAUCGUACCAGAAAAAAAUUAUUAGAUGCGACGAGCACCUGGGUUUAUCGUUGGCGGGGCUUGCACCAGAUGCCCGUGUUCUGAGCAAUUACUUGAGGCAGCAGUGUAAUUACUCUCGCAUGGUAUUUAAUAGAGACUUGUCUGUCGAAAAGGCAGGGCACAUGCUUUCUGAUAAGGCCCAAAAGAAUACACAGUCGUACGGAGGUAGACCAUAUGGUGUUGGUUUGCUGAUUAUUGGGUACGAUCGUAGUGGGCCCCAUCUGUUAGAAUUCCAGCCUUCUGGUAACACGUUAGAACUAUAUGGAUCGGCCAUUGGUGCGCGCUCGCAAGGUGCCAAGACAUAUUUAGAAAGGACGCUGGAGAAGUACUUAGAGAUCGAAGAUCCGGAGGAGCUGAUUAAGUUAGGCGUAGAAGCUUUAAGACAGUCUUUGAAGGAUGAAACUCUGAGCAACAGCAAUUUAUCGAUAGCGAUAGUUGGUGAAAAUCUUCCAUUUACGCAAUAUGACGGUGACUCAGUGGCGCCAUAUCUAUAA